CUCGGUGUCAGCGGGUCGCGGGCCUGCGGGGCGGGGGCGGGGUGGGCGGCGAGGCUCGGCAGGCGCCGGAGGGACCGCGGUCCAGGUCCAGUACAAUGACUUCGUAGAAAGGCCGAGACCAGGUGGCAAGGGAGCCCGGCUACCGAAGGAUGAACGGCGAGGAGGAAUUCUUCGAUGCCGUCACAGGCUUUGAUUCUGAGAACUCUUCCGGGGAAUUUUCAGAGGCGGAUCAGAGAGUCGCUGGAGUGAUGCGCGUGGAUACGGGCAGAAGCAAUGGGAUUGGAAAGGUCGGGGAGAGGCCCCCUCAAGAGAAUGGGAUUCAGAAGCACAGGACAUCAUUGCCCGCCCCGAUGUUCACCAGAAGUGAUUUCAGUGUGUGGAGUAUUUUAAAGAAAUGCAUCGGCUUGGAGCUGUCCAAGAUCACCAUGCCCAUCGUCUUCAACGAGCCUCUGAGCUUCCUCCAGCGGAUCACAGAGUACAUGGAGCACGUGUUCCUCAUUCACAGAGCCUCCUGCCAGCCCCAGGCCCUAGAAAGGAUGCAGUGCGUGGCGGCCUUCGCGGUGUCCGCUGUGGCUUCCCAGUGGGAGAGGACCGGCAAGCCCUUCAACCCCCUCCUGGGAGAGACCUACGAGCUGAUCAGGGAAGAUUUAGGAUUCAGAUUCAUAUCUGAACAGGUCAGCCACCACCCCCCCGUUAGUGCAUUUUAUUCAGAAGGCCUCAAUCAGGACUUCCUGUUUCACGGCUCCAUCUACCCGAAGCUGAAGUUCUGGGGCAAGAGCGUGGAGGCCGAGCCCCGGGGCACCAUCACGCUGGAGCUGCUCAAACACAAUGAAGCCUACACCUGGACCAACCCCACCUGCUGUGUACAUAACGUGAUCAUCGGGAAGCUCUGGAUAGAGCAGUAUGGGACGGUGGAGAUUGUAAACCACAGAACUGGAGAUAAGUGUGUGCUUCAUUUUAAACCCUGUGGAUUGUUCGGGAAAGAACUUCACAAAGUGGAGGGGCACAUUCAAGACAAAAACAAAAAGAAGCUCUUUAUGAUCUAUGGAAAAUGGACAGAGUGUUUGUGGGGCAUAGACCCUGCUGCGUAUGAGUCCUUCAAGAAACGGGAGAGGAGAGGUGACCAGCUGAGCAAGGCACAGCCAGACAACGGCUCCCAGAAAGCUGAUGGCGACGUGCUGGACUCCGUGCCCGAGGUUCAGGAGACAGUGCAGGUCAUUCCCGGCAGCAAGCUACUCUGGAGGGUCAACACUCGGCCCCCCAACUCUGCCCAGAUGUACAAUUUCACCAGUUUCACCGUCAGCCUCAAUGAGCUGCAGAGUGGCAUGGAGAAGACCCUGGCCCCCACGGACUGCCGCCUGCGCCCCGACAUCCGCGGCAUGGAGAACGGCGACAUGGAUCUGGCGAGCCAGGAGAAGGAGCGGCUGGAGGAGAAGCAGAGGGAGGCCCGGAGGGAGCGAGCCAAACAGGAGGCUGAGUGGCAGACGAGGUGGUUCCACCAGGGCAGCAACCCGUACACGGGGACUCCCGACUGGUUGUACACAGGGGGUUACUUUGAGCGGAAUUUCUCACGCUGCCCGGAUAUCUACUGAGGGGCUGGAGUGGCCCUGGGCCCCGGGACCGGAGACUGGACUUCGUCAAGCGGCUGCUCAGAGCUCUGGUCGUGGCAGAAACCGACUUUUCCAACAACCAUGUUCGUGGCGACAGCACCAUCCCCGGUCGAGGAUUUUAUUCUAAUUAACUUUUGAUUGCCAAACAUUUUACUACUGUUGCAGCCUCUUCAUAAAGCUUCACUUGGGAUCAUCAUGUUCUCAUUAAGGGUGGAAAAGGAAAAUCCUUUGCAGUUCCUUCAUGUGACGGGACUUGGCUGGGCAUGUGUAGCUGACAGCACCCUCUUCCUUGUAAAGUUUAUAACUAAAGUCCGUGACCAGGAGGGGCUCCUUUAGUCAUAAAUCCCUCCAUAGUCCUCCUUGUAACGCAGGGGCGAAGGGUUUCUGAGACUGUUUAGAAUGUGAACUGAUAACAGGGGAAGAUGGAUCUUGAAAAAAGUCCUUUGAAGAGCUUUAUACAGGCCAGGAAUUAUGGUAAUACAGGAGUGAAGAUCUUCAAAGCAUCAGAUUGAUUGAAAUGAAAAGUUGUCAGAUUCUGUAUUUUUUACCAAUCUUCGAUAAUGUAAAGAUUACUUUUAAAAUAUUUAAGUUAAAACUACUUGAAUAGUAUUUUGCUGAAGAGCAAGAUAUGCAUUAAUCACCAAUUGUAUACUGUCCAGACCGAAGCAUUCCCAUGACACCCUGGGACAGCCGGAAACCUGGAGGGGUGCUGACUGAACCCCCUGGGCCACUCCCAGCCGUGAUGGGAGCCCCGCCUCUGGCCUUGUCCACACCCCUCGUCACCAGGGCGUCCUGGUCAGUGUGGGCCACGCCACGUCACAGAGUGUCACUGCCCCCAGUGUUUCAGCUGCGCCCACAGCGCUGCUGUGUCCCCAUCGUCCCAGCAUGCACAUUCAGAUGCAGGCGAGUCACAGCGGGUGUGCCCACGGGAGGGUCCACAGCAGCCUCUGCUCACAGCCCUGUAAUUAAAGUUAUUUAACAAAAAAUAGGUGUAUGUCCAUUUUAGCAAACAUCUGUUCAAGCGACUGUGGUCUUUCUGUAGAAAUGUCCACCACCACAGGAAGCAGCAGGGCUCUGAGCGGAAGGCCAUCCUCUGAACGCAUGCACACACUUGCACACUCAGGCACAUGCAGUCGUAUGUAGGGAGUGGCGGGUUUUCCGUGAGAGGGUGUCGUCACUGUGUGUCCAGGCUUCAACAUCACAUUUGUAAUUAAAACACUUUUAAAAGCGAA
Messenger RNA from Callorhinus ursinus (northern fur seal), 2842 nucleotides. RefSeq names its product oxysterol binding protein like 2 (gene OSBPL2). The record is from RefSeq and is a predicted model, not a curated record. NCBI's taxonomy places the organism in Eukaryota, Metazoa, Chordata, Mammalia, Carnivora, Otariidae. Gene Ontology annotation, molecular function: cholesterol binding. Gene Ontology annotation, cellular component: perinuclear endoplasmic reticulum; plasma membrane; cytosol.